CCAAAAUCCUCAUUCUCCUUCAUGGAUACUUCUCUUUUCACCACCCAAAACAUGAAAAAAUUGAAGAAUGAAAAGUCUCAUGUUCUUAUAGCACUAUUCCCAGGCCAAGGCCAAAUUAAUCCAUGUCUUCAUUUUUCCAAACAAUUAAUCAAUUUAGGCAUUGGAGUCACUUUAACCACGAGCCUAUCAGCUUUCAGUAAAAUAAAAAAACUCCCAAAUGUUGAAGGAUUAAGCUUUGCUCCUUUCUCUGAUGGCUAUGAUGGCAAAUUCCAGUUAAGUUCAGUUGAUGAUUUUCAUAUGUUCUAUUCUUCUGUAAAGUCCCAUGGAUCAAAAUUCAUUUUCAAUUUGAUCCAAUCAAAUGCAAAAAAUGGUACCCCUUUUUCACAUGUCAUCUACACUAUAAUCAUGGAAUGGGUUGGUUUAGUGGCCAAAAAAAUUAAUAUCCCAUCUACAUUAUUCUGGAUCCAACCUGCCACAGUUUUUGAUGUUUACUAUUAUAGAUUCACAGACUAUUCUGAAUAUUUCAAAAGUUGUGAUGCUAAGGAUAAAAUAAUAGAGUUACCAGGAUUGCCACCACUUAGUCCAAUUGAUUUUCCUUCUUUUGUGUUUGAUGACGUGGACAGUUCCAACUGGGCAGUUAAGUCUAUUAAAAGGCAAAUUGAAAUGUUGAGUAGUGAAGAAAAUCCAAGAGUUCUUGUGAACACUUUUGAUGCUUUGGAAUUUGAUGCUUUGAGAAUUCUAAAGCAUGUGACUAUGGUGGGAAUUGGGCCUUCAAUUCCUUCAACAUUUCUUGAUGAUAAUACUUUUCGAGCUGAUAUGAUUGAGAUUAGUUCAAAGAAUUAUAUGGAUUGGUUGAACUCAAAGGACAAGGGAUCAGUUAUCUACAUAGCAUUUGGAAGUUACUCCGAAAUACCAAGUCAAUUGAUGGAGGAGAUUGGUCACGGAUUGCUUAAAUGUGGGAGGCCAUUUUUGUGGGUGAUUAGGGAAGGACAAGACGAGGAUAAGAUGGAGGACAAGUUGAGUUGCAAAGACGAACUUGAAAAACAGGGGAAGAUAGUGAGUUGGUGCUCGCAAGUAGAAGUUCUAAAACACCCUUCUGUUGGUUGUUUUUUGACUCACUGUGGAUGGAAUUCAACGUUAGAGAGCAUAGCAUCUAAGGUACCUAUCGUGGCAUGUCCACUCUGGAACGAUCAAGUUUGUAAUGCAAAACUCAUUCAAGAUGUUUGGAAGAAUGGUGUUAGAGUUAAUGUUAGUGAAGGUGGUGUCGUGGAAAGAGAUGAGUUCAAUAGAUGUAUCACGAUCGUGAUGGGGGACGGUGAAGAAGGGGAAGAAUUGAGAAGAAAUGUCAAGAAAUGGAGUGAUUUAGCUAAGGAAGCUAUGAAGGAAAAUGGUACAUCAAGUGUGAAUCUCAAGGCUUUUGCUAAUGAGAUUUUACUUGGUCAUAAUGAGUACUAA
Solanum verrucosum is the source of this 1455-nucleotide messenger RNA. RefSeq names its product UDP-glycosyltransferase 75C1-like. The transcript has a single exon. Gene Ontology annotation, molecular function: UDP-glycosyltransferase activity. The coding region runs from base 22 to 1455 and encodes 477 amino acids. Lineage: Eukaryota; Viridiplantae; Streptophyta; Magnoliopsida; Solanales; Solanaceae. The record is from RefSeq and is a predicted model, not a curated record.